AUGGCGGCCGUGGGGCACAGUGGCAUCAUCAGCAUUGUCUUCGGGGUGCUGUUGGCCGCACUGCCCCACAUCGGAGCCUUCAGCAUCCACCCGGUCCCACAUCGGGUCCUGACCCCCGGUCAGGGCCGGAGCUUCGGGCACCAGGUGUUGCCGCUGGAUGGGGCCCGAGUGCUGGUGGGGGCCCCGGCAGAGGUGGGAGAUGGGGGGCGGCUGUUCCAGUGCUCGGUGCAAAGUGGGGAGUGCCAGAAGGUGCAGCUGGAAGGGAACAGCACCCGGACCCACAUAGGAAUGGCCUUGGCCCGGGAUGGUGAUAUCACAAUCGCCUGUGGCCCCGGCUCAACCCACAUCUGCGAUCGCAAUGUCUACACGAACGGGGUCUGUGUCCUGCUGGACCCCCAGCUGAGAACACGGCAGGAGCUGAUGCCCGGAUACCAAGGCUGCCAGCGGGGCCCGGUGGACCUGGUGUUCCUGUUCGAUGACUCCAGCAGCAUGAGCACCUCCCAGUUCAAGGCCAUCCGGGACUUCAUGGUGGAUGUGAUGGAGAAGCUGCAGAACACCUCGAUCCAUUUCGGGGCGGUGCAGUUCUCGGACAGGGUCCAGACCGUGUUUACGCUGAAGGAAUUCGCGGCCCGGCCACAGCCCCGGGAGCUGCUGCAGGGCCUGGAACAGCGCGGGGGCCUCACCGACACCUUCGCUGCCAUCGGCUUCGUCGCGAAGGAGCUGUUCUCGGAGGAGGCGGGGGCGCGGCCGGGGGCACGGCGGGUCCUGGUGAUGAUCACCGAUGGUGACGCCACCGACCACGACCCAAAGGCCCUGGAUGCGGCCGAGGAGCGUGGGAUCCACCGCUACGUCAUCGGGGUGGGGAACAACUUCAACAGUCCCGACACAAAGCGCUACCUGCAGCAAUUCGCCUCCGGACCUGGCUUCGUGAAGGUGCUCGAGAGCUUCGAGAGGCUCCGCGGCCUCUUCCAGGAGUUGCAGGCGCGGCUCUACGACAUCGAGGGUACCACCCAGCUGCACAGUUUCCACUUGGAGAUGUGCUCCAGCGGGAUCAGCGUUGAUGUCAUCCAGGGCCGGCGGGUGACGGGGGCAGUAGGGGCUGAUAACUGGGCGGGGGGGCUGCUGGAGCUGCUGGAGCUGCAGGAGAACGAGACCUUCGUGCCCAACCCCCACCCAAAGGAGAGCAGGCCGGAGGGGUACCUGGGCUACGCCUUGGCCGGGCUGCGCGUCCCCGGCCGGGCGCUGGUGGCUGCAGGUGCCCCCCGUCACCUCUACGUGGGCGGGGUCGUCCUCUUUGAGGUCCCUGAAACCACCGGGGACUGGAAGGUGCUGCAGACCCUCGAAGGGGAGCAGGUGGGGUCCUAUUUCGGGGCCACCCUUUGCGCCCUGGACCAGGGCGGGGGGACGGUGGCACUGCUGGUGGGGGCCCCCAGCCACUACGAUGGGCGCUGGGGAGGACGAGUGCACCUGUACAGGUGGGAGGAGGAUGCCCUGCACCCCUCUGGGCAGCUUUAUGGUGCUCCAGGUCACCCCUUGGGCCGUUUCGGGGCGUCGCUGGCCACCCUGGGAGACCUGGACGGUGACAACCUGCCAGAGGUGGCCGUGGGGGCCCCACUGGAGGAUGAGGAGCGUGGGGCUGUCUACAUCUUUUGGGGGCAUCCCGGGGGAGUGGAGCUCCACCCCCGCCAGAGGCUGCAGGGGGACAUGGUGGCCCUGGGGCGUUUUUUUGGACAGGCGGUGGCCGGGGGCCUGGACCUGACGGGGGAUGGGCUGGCAGACAUGGCAGUGGGGAUGGAGGGACACGUCGUGGUGAUGAGGUCCCGCCCAGUGCUGAGGGUCACCACCAACUUGACCUUUGACCCUCCCGUGAUCUCAACCCGCGGGGUUGACUGUUCUGAUGUCACCAUUGUGACCAUUGUCACCCUCCAGCUCUGCCUGCACCGCCCAGGUGACCUGCUGACCCCCGUGACCUUCCGGGUGGAUGUCGACCCGCAGCGGGCACAAGGUCGGGGGGAAUUCGGGGAGGGGCAGCGGAGCUGGGACGGGGAGAUGCAGCCAGGGCUGAGCUGCCAGAGCAAGGAACUGAGGGUGCUGCCCUGCCUCGAGGACUUUGUCACCCCUAUCCGUGCCAGUGUCACCAUCGCCCUGCCCGACAGGGACCCCCCAGGGCCCAUCCUGCCUCCCAGCACUGGCCCCACCUGGGUCGAGAUCCCCUUCGAGCAGAACUGUGGGGACGAUGAGGUGUGCGAAGCCGACUUGGGGGUCAGGGUGAUGCUGGGGGACGCAGCUGUUUUGGGGGUUCCCAGUGCCGAACUGAGGGUUCAGCUGACUGUGGACAACAGGAGGGAAGAUGCUUAUAAGGUGGCCCUACAAGUGCAGCACCCCCCGGGGGUCUCCUAUCGGUGGGCCCGGGCCAGCCAGGCCUCUGCCCCGGUGCCAAUCACCUGCUGGGACGCUCAGGGCGCCGAGGGGCAGCCGUGGGGCCUCUCCUGCAACCUCAGCUACCCCAUCCUCCGUGCCGGCUGGCAGGUAAUGGUGGAGGUGACCUUUGACCUCCAGCAAAAUGCCACGUGGGGGAAAUCCGUGGGGCUGAUGGCGACUGUGAGCAGCGAGAACGAGCCCAACAUCACCCUCGGGGACAACACAAAAUCCUGGGAUGUCCCUGUCCACUUUGUCCUCGACCUCGUGGCCUCCUGGCAAGAAGACUCCACCCCCCACCUCAACUUCACCCCCCCCCAGCCCCACAACAAGACACUGCGGCACCACUAUCGGGUGGAGCUUCUCCGUGCCCCCACCCCGGGCAGCCCCAAAACGCAGGCGACACCCUUCGUCCUCCUGCCCCAGGUGCUGCCUCACGGUGUGGCCGUGGCUGCCCCCCAAGUGCAAGUGGAUCUGGGGGGCCCUUGUGUGGCUGUGGAGCCACAGUUGGGGGACGCUGUGGGGCAGGAGCUGAACAGGAGCAUCGCCGAGACUUGCUCCACCCCCCACCUGAGGCUGUUCCGCUGCCCCCCGACCCAGCUGACCCCGGGGGUCCCUGUGGGGGUCACCGUCAGCGCUGCCCUGCGGCCCCUCCCCCACAGCCAGGGACCUGCCCACUCCCACUUUUGCUCCGCCCUCUGGCUCACUCUGGUCCCGCCCUUUCUGGCCACGCCCCAAUUCCUCCGAGCUCAGGGGGUCACGGAGGUCGAACUGCUGUGGGAAGUCAACCCUCUCCCCGGCUACGUGGGGGGAGGGGUGGGGGGGCUGCUCCUCCUCCUCCUCAUCGUCCUCGGCCUCGCCAAGUGCGGCUUCUUCCAGAGGAAUUACCGGGAGCGGAUGGAGCGGGAGGGGCCAGAGGAGGGGGAGGGAGAGGGAGAGGAGAGUCCCCCGAGUGGGGAAAGCCCCAAAGAGGGGGACUCACCCUCCUGACCUGCACUGCCCCUCCCUCACGGGGUAAAGUGGUUCUGGGCCCCUCCCCCCCCAAAGGGGUUUCCAGCCCCCCCCCUCACCCCAAUA
Messenger RNA from Pipra filicauda (Wire-tailed manakin), 3495 nucleotides. Its product is annotated as integrin alpha-L-like. Gene Ontology annotation, cellular component: external side of plasma membrane; integrin complex. NCBI's taxonomy places the organism in Eukaryota, Metazoa, Chordata, Aves, Passeriformes, Pipridae. Gene Ontology annotation, molecular function: integrin binding. The transcript has 29 exons. The record is from RefSeq and is a predicted model, not a curated record. Gene Ontology annotation, biological process: cell adhesion mediated by integrin; cell-matrix adhesion; integrin-mediated signaling pathway. The coding region runs from base 1 to 3408 and encodes 1135 amino acids.